ACGGCGGCGCUCGCCGUCCAAGUCACACCUUCCUUCGCCUACCACUGCAGCAGAUCCAACAACACAUCCAACAGCACAGCCCGUCAGCGUGUCCUGAGCACAUUCGGGGCACAUCCAGCACCACAGCAAUCAUGUCUCAGCAAUCUCCAGCUCGCGACGACAAGAACUCGCUACCCGACGGUGUCAAAGGCCCAGACAUCAGCAACCUCAACGCUGCGUUCCACUUCUACUACGACCAAGCCCGGCGUGCGCACUGUGACGGUGACAACGACAAGCCACUGGUGCCCCCGCUCCGCGAAGCCGGUGCCUGCCUCAUCCUCGCCCAGGGACCAGAGUACCCUUGCGACAAGGUCGAGCUUGCCGAGCGUGGCCUAGAGCUCUACGAGAAGGUCGAGAAGAUCACUGCUGCCGAGGGACCCCACAGAGAGUACAUCACGGCAGCCCUCGAUCGUGCCAGACGGGUCUUGGCCCUGACACAGGAACACCUGGCUCGCUCCAUCGCAGAGGACGAGGCCCGCGGCCCUAUGUCCGAGGAGGAACUCGCCAAGAUGCGCAGCGACAUGGUCGAGCGCUACUGCGAGGCGGAGGGUUGGUUCCUCCCAGAAGAGGAGAAUGCUGCACACCUCGAAGGUUCGGGCAACGAUGACAGCGACAGCGACAGCGUCACCGACGGGCUCGACAACACGCAGCUCGACGACACGCAGCUUGACAACAUGGCCUCGCAGUCUUCUGUCAGCACGGUCACAAUGGCCGGCGAUGAGUCCAAGGCCUCGGCCGCGACGACUGACGAGUCGCAGACUGUCCUGAUGGGGGAGAGACCAGUUUACACCCUACUCGGCUGGCCAAGCGACGACGAGGACUUUCAGCCAUCAAUGCCCUUCCGCACUCCAUCGAACAACCGUGUCUCGCCAACCCACUGGAGAGGCGUGAGACAGGACCAAGACAACUUGACCGAGGACCUGGCUCGCAAGUGCUCGUCCGUGUUGGCGAGUCAAUGCCCAAUUUUGUGCUGA
Molecule: messenger RNA, 1013 nt
Organism: Microdochium trichocladiopsis
Lineage: Eukaryota; Fungi; Ascomycota; Sordariomycetes; Xylariales; Microdochiaceae
Exons: 4
Coding region: 132-1013 (293 amino acids)
Source: RefSeq, a predicted model, not a curated record